GGUGAUCAAAUGUUGUAUAUAUACUCUAGAAGAUACCCAGGAGAAAUAGCACCACGCCAUCGAGCACCAUCCACUCAUUGAGAUAACCAAGUACAUUCCUUUACAAUUCUAUUGUACAAAUUCAGACUUCAGGUAUUUUCACUUAAACCAUGCAUCUACAGAGUACUAUCCUGGCGUACCUCGCCAGCGUAGCCUUGGCUUCUCCAAUGGCUUUACCGCAAGGCACGGGAAAUGGCGCGGAUUCAUGUCGCGUUGAUCCAUUGGAGCCCAAGACAUGGACCGACCUGAAAAUCGACGAUUUCCUCGCGGAGGCUGCGAAAAAUUACACCCGGACAACGAGCAACAAUGUUCAAUCUCUAGCCGCUUCCUUCGGUGCUCCUAAUUUCUUCUGUGGUCUCGACAAAUUCUGCAAUGCUGGUCAGCCAUGCUUGCCCAUUCAACCGCCUGCUUGGUAUGCUGCGCUGGCUAUUCAGAACUACAACAAUUACAUGAACAGCCUCAAUACCGCCGUUAGUUUCGCCUCAUCAAUCAUCUCUUUGAGAUUAGGAUCGAUUGUCCAAGAUGUAUAUCCGGAUCCUAAAGAUGACAUCACGCCCUUGAAGAACAUUGGACUCAUGUUCAGCAGCAUCCUGGGCGUAAUUCCAUUCACUGGUGCUGUUGCCACAGGUGCAACCGCUCUUAACGGGGGUCUGGGAGUUGUUUUGAGGCGUGCUACACCACCUACUCCACCAGAUAGGUUUCUGGCGUGGAGCAAUCUUGGACAAACAAUGAGCGAUGUCCUGAGCGAUUUCCAGCGCUUCAUUUCGGAUUCCUUGGACAAAUCGCUCAACGCAGUGAUUGACGAUCCGACGGACGGAAUCAGUGAACUCAUUAAAGGAGGUGCAUUCUUAGGUGUGAGCGAAAACUUCACACAAAGCGAUCUCCAAGACAUCGUUAGUGAAUCAAUCACCCGCCACGCAAUUGGCCUCGCCCUACAAGCACAGAAGAUUUUCGUAUUUCGCAACGGAAAUGUUGAGAGCUGCCAAGAAGACUCCAGCAAGUUGUGCUCAGAUAACGGAGAUGGUACUUUCACUGUACGCCUCUUGACACAAUCGGAUGGAGAUGGAAAUGCACUGGACAAGAGUGAUAUCUGCGACACUUUGACGUCAAAAUACGGCUUCACCAAGGAGGAAAUACUCAAGGGUCCAACUGACUGCUUCGAUGCGAACGACAAGCAGCAGUUGACCAACCCAUUUGAGAAAGGUUUACCGGCCGACCCGAAAGCUCCUUGCGUUUUCAACAUACUUACAUGCAAUGUUGACGCGCCUACUGGCGAAGGCAUCACCGACAGAUGCCGUGCUCAAGGAUUGGAUAUUUAAGGAUCCAAAUAGCAACUGGUACGAGGUCA
Molecule: messenger RNA, 1387 nt
Organism: Bipolaris sorokiniana ND90Pr
Lineage: Eukaryota; Fungi; Ascomycota; Dothideomycetes; Pleosporales; Pleosporaceae
Exons: 3
Coding region: 150-1358 (402 amino acids)
Source: RefSeq, a predicted model, not a curated record